Molecule: messenger RNA, 306 nt
Organism: Rangifer tarandus platyrhynchus (Svalbard reindeer)
Lineage: Eukaryota; Metazoa; Chordata; Mammalia; Artiodactyla; Cervidae
Source: the annotation of a GenBank genome assembly
AUGGAGUUGUUUAUUUUUCUUGGAAGAACAGGAGGAGAGGAGGCAAGUCUUGCAUCAGUGUGUUUGUCCCUGGAGAGCCAUUAUUGUAACUCUAGCCUCAUGAGGAGGCCAUCUUGUGGGAUGGGACAGCUGCCCUCAGUGUCCCAUGGAUGGACCACUUCAGACAUGGAGGCAAGGCAGGCAGCCUUGCCUAAACAGGGGGCUCAUCAGUAUGGAUGCUCCUGCCCUCAAGAACACAACCCUCUGGCCCUACACAACUCAAAACUAACUGCCACUCAAUCCCUGUGGCAUGGGGCUUUGGCUUGA